AUGCGUCUUGUAGUGUUUGUCAUCUUUCUGACAGUGGAAUGUUGGUGUGAUGUGCGAGUGUCGGUAGAUCGAGUAUCAGGAGAAUACAAUAUAAGCGUUGCCAAUCGUAUUUGGCUUCGCUCAUCUCACACAGCUUUGUAUGCCGGCGAACGAUGGUAUUCAUCUGAAGAUGGUUCUCUUCCCCUCAUCGAUACACGUCUCGAUCAAGGCAACGAUGAGAACUUAGGUGAAUGGAAUGAGACUCAAUUGAUCUAUCGUCUUAUCUUCAGUGGAACAGAGACCAAUGUAACUGGUCGAGUGCGUCAAUGGAGUUCAGUUGCAGCAAUUACUUUUCAUUUGGACAUCGGUAAUGAACCUCUGACGAGCAGUGAUUCUCUCAGUAUGGACGAAGUUCGAACAGUAUUUCCUUCGUUCAGUAUUGAACAGAUAGAUAUGAAUGAUCAUCGAGGCUAUUUCACAUAUGCAGGUGAGAUUGAUUUUCGUUAA
Messenger RNA from Didymodactylos carnosus, 486 nucleotides. Lineage: Eukaryota; Metazoa; Rotifera; Eurotatoria; Philodinida; Philodinidae. The record is from the annotation of a GenBank genome assembly.